This is a messenger RNA of Thunnus maccoyii (southern bluefin tuna), 5592 nucleotides long. It is a transcript of the gene lonrf4, whose product is annotated as LON peptidase N-terminal domain and ring finger 1. Gene Ontology annotation, biological process: protein ubiquitination. Bases 560 to 2341 code for a protein of 593 amino acids. The record is from RefSeq and is a predicted model, not a curated record. The transcript has 12 exons. Gene Ontology annotation, molecular function: protein binding; ubiquitin-protein transferase activity. NCBI's taxonomy places the organism in Eukaryota, Metazoa, Chordata, Actinopteri, Scombriformes, Scombridae.
UUAUCCAAUCGGAGGGCCCGUUGCCGCGUCACGUGGUCUUUAUUUAUGUAAUGUAAUGGUGUUACACAGUAACCUAGCUUUGUGGCCGUGGAUAGCCUACGUCGUAACAAGGGGUUAAAAGCGGACACACGGAUAAGUAAAAAGAAGAAAAUUAAUGUUCACAUAUUCUGGUCCGGUUCGUGCGGCGUGUAUGGAGUUUGGAGCGGCGGAGGAAGCGGCGCAUUGGACUGAGCUGAGUUUCUAUUUAACCUGAAUGGAAAGGGAUAGACGUUCAGUUACAGUAUGUGUCCCAAACCAAAGACUAAGUUAGGACUGACAAUGGAUAAAUAUGCUACGAAUAGGCAAGGUGUGAGGAGAACAUAUGAGAGCUUACAUUAGCAGUAUCCUAGCUGGACAGAAACCGGUGUACUAUUUACUGUAUCUGUAGCUGUCAGUGUGUUAUUUAAAUGGUCCGUGCAAUACUACUACACAGGAAAACCUCUCCGUGUGCAUUGCUUUAACAAGAAAAGCAACACUUGUUCCCGUGGGUCACUUGUGCUGGUGACAUAACCCAUCCACCAUGGAUCUGCUGGAGUGUCCGCUCUGUCUCUUCCUGAUGUGCGAGCCGGUGACCAUGUCGUGCGGUCACACGUUUUGCCGGAGGUGCAUUGGGAGUUGCCUCCCGUCCAAAUGCCCGACGUGCAAAGAAAGGUUAAAGCAAAGAGAAGUGAAAAGCAUGAAGAACAACGUUUUGCUCAUCAGUGUGGCUGAAAAGUGCUGCCCCGACGAGACAAAAAUGAAGUGCCAUAUACAGGAGAAGCUCAAAGCCAAGGAGUUCCUGGAAGCUUUACGCGUCGCAAACGAGGGGAUAAACUUGGUCCCAGAUGACCAGAGUUUGAGGGUGUACAGAGCUGAAGCUAACUGUGGCCUGAUGCAUUUCCCUGAGGCUCUGACGGACCUUGACUACCUCUGCUGCCUUCGUCCUAACUGGACUUGGGGCUUCUUUCGUAAAGGGAAUGUACUGCUGGAAAUGGGUCAGCAGACAGAAGCCCUCACCCAGUUCCACCAUUGCCUAAAACUUCAAACUGACUUUGUUCCUGCAAAGAGCCAGAUCAAGAAGAUCCUGGAGGCAGAGGGCAUGCCGGUGCCGGAGGAGGGGUCCCGCAUCUUGCAGAUGUUAUCUGAGUACCUGAAAGAGCCCUGCCCCAUUACCAGCCUCAGUAGCUCCCAGGGCCCGACACACCCUGAGGUCCUCAAACAUCCACAUGGGGAUGAGGGAGAGGCCCAAGAGAGGAGAGAGGCCUGCCAGGUGAAGCAUGAUACGGGUACUGAGUGCUGCCUCAGCCUCUGCCAAGCUGUUUCCUUCCUCCCCACCGCUGAAGAGGACGAGGAGAUGAUGAUGAGGAAGGAAGAUGGGCGUGGCAGGGGUGAAAGUAGUCACAGCAGAGAGAAAACUCUGGGCGUUCUCACUGUGUCAGACUUUGAGUGCCCUCUCUGCAUUAGGUUGUUUUAUGAGCCAGUCACUACUCCCUGCGGUCACACCUUCUGUAAAAACUGCAUAGAGAGGAGUCUGGACCACAACCUCCGCUGUCCGCUCUGCAAACAGCCACUACAAGAGUACUUUAAAAAUAGAAAGUACAACCCCACAGUUCUGCUUCAGGACAUCAUGAACCAGCUUUUCCCCUCACAGUUGGCUGAGAGGAAACAGGUCCACGAGGCUGAGAUGGCUGAACUGUCCAAUCUUACUAAGGACAUCCCCAUAUUUGUUUGCACGGUGGCCUACCCUGGAGUGCCCUGCCCUCUGCACAUUUUUGAGCCUCGAUACCGGCUGAUGAUGCGUCGCUGUAUGGAGACUGGCACCAAGAAGUUUGGCAUGUGCAGCUACGAGCAUGGCAAAGGGUUUGCCGACUACGGCUGUAUGUUGGAGAUCCAUAGCCUGGAGCUGCUGCCUGAUGGGCGGUCCUAUGUGGACACUGUGGGUGGCAGCAGAUUCAGGGUUCUAAAGAGAGGCCAGAGAGAUGGCUACCACACCGCUGAUAUAGAGUACCUGGAGGACCUCAAGGUCGACGGCAGUGAGUUGGAGCUUUUGCAAGGUCUUCAUGACAGCGUGUACCAGCAGGCUCAAGAUUGGUACCAGCGCCUUGGAAGCCGCAUUCGCGAACAGAUCGACAGACAGUAUGGCACCAUGCCCGACACGGAGGAAAACAUUCAAGCCUCGUCCAAUGGUCCAGCCUGGUGUUGGUGGCUGCUGUCUGUCCUGCAGAUGGACCCUGCCUAUCAAACCACUGUCCUGUCCCUGACCUCACUCAAAGACCGCCUGGGACACCUACGCCUCGUCCUUGAGUACUUCUCUCAGAGCUAGACUUCACAGCACAGUGGAUUUGUGGCCACGAUUAGCCGAUAGUCAAAUAUUGCGCACACACAGAAAAAUGGAGUGAAACCAAUGAAUGCACAAAGUUUGGGUUGGAGUUGGGACUACUCUGAAUAGUGGAGGGACUGUCUUAAUGUCUUAGCUCAAGGCAGAAAAAUAGUGAUCCUAUUACAAAACACAGUGCAGUUGUACUGAGUUGGAUUUUUGCUGUUUGAGAGUGCAAAUGUUAUCUUUCUAACCCAAUUUUCUCCCCCAGAACCCCAAGGUUUCAGAGUUUCUGAAUAUGCUUGGUACUCGCUGUACCAGUAAGACUUGUAGGGUUGACCAAAGAUGCUUCUAAUUUAGGUCCAUCAAAAAAAUAUUUAUGGAUAAAUUACAUCUUCAUUAUAGUUAAAAAUUGACACUAGGUGUAACUGUUUUUUCUUCAGUUUUCACAAACAUGAAGCCCACACAUAACAGCAUUACCCAAGCUAGUACAGCACACUGUACUUUCAUGUAUGGCCUCUUUAAAUCAGACUUGAUCUGACUAUUAACAUAGCUACGUUUGGAGUGAGAAUGAAAAUUAACAGCGCACAUAGUUUGCAGUGAAUUGUUAAGGACUAUGCACAAGUUCAUGUGUUGCAGGUUUUCAUUUUGGAUACUCUGAGUGAUUGCCCCUUGCUGAGAGGGCACUGCAUAUAAGCUGCAUUGCUUUUUAGUUGCAUCUAUUGGCCUUGACAGCCAUUGAUUAUGGCCCAUUUUAUACUAUCGAAUAAUCUGAAAAGAUCCCUAUUUAGUAUUAGUAAAUAUUGCAAUAAUAAUUUAUAGUGUCACAUGUGAUGGCGCCCACUGGAGGAUCCUUUUUUAACGAAUGAAAGCUGCUGACCUGGUUGUUGUUUGUCACCAUUUGGUGGAAAAAGUCUUCUGUGAAAAUUAUGACAUUGAUGAGGUUCGGUCUGUGAAAGGGAGACAGAGGUUUACCAGCCUAGUUUUACAAACCUGUGUGAUUCUGUAUGUGAUACCCAUGGAUGUUUAAGUAUGGAUGCAGACCUGUAUGUAUGUGUGUCAGCUGUAAAUAAGGACUUUAGGACUCUUUUUUUAUUUAGUUGUGUCGCUAUCAUCGUUAGCUGAUUUUUUUUUUUUUUUCAUUAGAUGUGGCAUGAUGUCAGCACUAAGCUAUGUCCACUCCCUCUAGGUGCAGGGCUUAAAAAUGAUGCGUCAAGACACAGUGAUGAACAUCCUUUGAUGAGGGACAACUAUAAAAUAAUCUUGUAAGGGUCCGACUAAGCCCUAGUGUAGGCCACAACCCCUACCUCUGGCCCCUACUGUGUCUCCCUGUCUGGCCCCUCUAACACCAGUCAUGUGUGUCUUUUGAGUGCCUGGCCCAACUCAUCAGGAAACCUGCAAGGCUUAGAGUUUCUACACUACAUAGAGGAUGGACUGUGUGAUUUUUGCUAUGGACUUUUAUUGAUCGAGUGCUACAUUCCAUGGAAUGUCAAAGCUGCAAUCUUGUAAUCUUGUGUAUAGUUAAUUUGCUAACAAAAAAACGGGCUUAACUGGGUGAAACAAAAGAGCUUACGUUUAUUUUUUACUUUGACAAUGUGCCAUAGAUAUUUCUAUGUUAUGUGUUUUAUAGGAGUAGUUUGCUAAAUAGUCUCACUGUGUUAAUGUUUGUCUACAUCAUGGACUCUGAAGUUAAGCUUCAAGCCUCAUGCCUUUUGUAUGGUGGGCAGUGAACUACAAUCUUUUCAUGGCCAACAUAUCACUUCAAACAGUGAAAAUUAGACCAGCAAACACACUUACAGAUAAUACAGUAGCCCUGCUAUUGUGAUAAUGUAGAUAUAGCUUAGAAAAGAAAGGGGUAAUCAUGAGACUUGAUAUGCACAAAUAUAUCCCAGUAAAGGAUGAACCAAUGGAUAGACUGAUGGAUUCUGGGAAAGCAUGGGUCACCAGAUGACCUCUGGACUUUGACCUGGGAACUAACACUUUACUUGAGGUUAAGAAACACUAUUUAACCAUUUCUUAAAACAUGUCGAUCAACCUCAGUUAAGAUUUUGAAGCCAUCUGGAAAUAAGAUUGCAGUCAAAGAUUUAAAUGUGCCAGUUAUCACAACAUUACUGACAAAUUAAAUGUAUCAUAAAGGUCAGUUUCCUGCUACCAGAAAUGAUUAAAGCUUAUUCAAAUCAAAAAGGGACUGAGGUUCUUCUACAUUUUUUUUCAAUGUACAGCCUCACUAGCCUUUGUAGGAGACACCUGGCAGCAGCAACAACAUGAGUCCAUUGGUCAUUUAGGUGAUUUUCACUCCCCUGUCCCACUUCUCAUCAGAGAAUACCAAUGUUUGCACAGUGUAAUAGUUUUGUGUAUUGUUUUUUUCUGAUGCUCAGCUGAAGUUUCUCACACUUUUUAAAUCGUGUGUGUCUGUGUGUCAUUUUUACUUCUUAAAGAUGCCGCCUUCUCACUGAAUAAAAUAUUAUGUAUUUUGAUUGGCAGCAACCAAUGUCACAUUAAACAACUCUGAACAGAACCAUUUUGUGAUUUAGUUCAUGAUAAAAAAUACUAUAUAGAUAUUUGAAAAAUACAUUAUCUCACCCCCCAUAUUUUUGAUCCAACUAUUUGCCAGCUUAAUGUUUAUAAUCCCUUAAUAGGUUCAGACUUUGUGCUGCCAAUGUAUUACAGCACAGUCAUGAUUUUUUCUCUCCUCUCAUUUGGACUACAGCUCGUACCCCUUUACACCCUGGCAGACCUCCAUGAGCCAUAGUUGCAAUGUAAUGGGCUAUCAGAAAAUGUCCUCCAACAGAGUCAAUAGUAUUUGCACAGAAUCGACAUUGUCUCAAAACGCAGAACAGAGAGCAUAAUAAGUGACCUGUUCCAAGCAGCAAUUCCCUGUGAGAACGAGUCUUACACUUGUGUACUCAGGAGAAAGCUGUGAAAAGGACCAUGGUGAUGCAUCCCUGCUAUGUACAGCUUGCAGGAAAUGUUGGCUGAUGUGGUUCGAUGGUCGGUGGUCUGUGGGCUUUGUAGACUAGAGACACGCACUGUUGUUCUCUGCACACUGCGGUCAGAUGCGUCAAUGUAAGUAAGUUUAAACACAUUGAAACUACAAGGCAAUUUCUGUCUGAUUCAUUUGUAUUCAUUCCCACACCUCCAAGCCAAGAGCAGUAAAUUAUCUUGAUCUGAUUACUGUUUAUUUGCUUGCCCCCUGGAUGACUUUUUAAAUGUUACUAUGAAUAAAGCUUUUCAAGGCAAAUUCUGCAUUAUCUUCA